Molecule: messenger RNA, 2689 nt
Organism: Lagenorhynchus albirostris (white-beaked dolphin)
Lineage: Eukaryota; Metazoa; Chordata; Mammalia; Artiodactyla; Delphinidae
Gene: FBXO41
Product: F-box protein 41
Exons: 12
Coding region: 1-2625 (874 amino acids)
Molecular function (GO): protein binding
Source: RefSeq, a predicted model, not a curated record
AUGGCCUCGCUGGACCUGCCCUACCGCUGCCCCCGCUGCGGGGAGCACAAGCGCUUCCGGAGCCUGUCGUCGCUGCGCGCGCACCUGGAGUACAGCCACACGUACGAGACGCUCUACAUCCUCUCCAAGACCAACAGCAUUUGCGACGGCGCCGCGGCGGCCGCGGCGGCCGCCGCCGCUGCCGCCGCCUCCGGCUUCCCUCUGGCGCCUGAGCCUGCCGCCCUGCUGGCCGUGCCAGGCGCCCGGCGCGAGGUCUUCGAGAGCACGUCCUUCCAGGGCAAGGAGCAGGCGGCCGGGCCGUCCCCCGCGACGCCACACCUGCUGCACCACCAUCACCACCACGCACCCCUCGCCCACUUCCCUGGCGACCUGGUGCCCGCCAGCCUGCCCUGCGAGGAGCUGGCUGAGCCGGGCCUCGUGCCCGCCGCCGCCGCCGCGCGCUACGCGCUCCGCGAGAUCGAGAUCCCUCUAGGGGAGCUAUUCGCCCGCAAGUCCGUGGCCUCCUCGGCGUGCUCGACGCCGCCGCCCGGGCCUGGCCCCGGGCCCGCCUCUGCCUCGCCCGCGUCUCCCUCGCCUGCCGAUGUGGCUUACGAAGAGGGCCUGGCUCGCCUUAAGAUCCGCGCGCUGGAGAAGCUGGAGGUGGACCGACGGCUGGAGCGGCUGAGCGAGGAGGUGGAGCAGAAAAUCGCGGGCCAGGUGGGCCGGCUUCAGGCCGAGCUGGAGCGCAAGGCGGCGGAGCUGGAGACUGCGCGGCAGGAGAGCGCGCGGCUGGGGCGCGAGAAGGAGGAGCUGGAGGAGCGCGCUUCCGAGCUCUCGCGCCAGGUGGACGUGAGUGUGGAGCUGCUGGCCUCGCUCAAGCAGGACCUGGUGCACAAGGAACAGGAGCUGAGCCGCAAGCAGCAGGAGGUGGUGCAGAUUGACCAGUUCCUGAAGGAGACAGCGGCGCGGGAGGCCAGCGCCAAGCUGCGGCUGCAGCAGUUCAUCGAGGAGCUCCUCGAGCGGGCCGACCGCGCUGAGCGGCAGCUGCAGGUCAUCAGCAGCAGCUGUGGCAGUACUCCCAGUGCCAGCCUGGGCCGCGGAGGUGGGGGAAGUGGUGCUGGGCCCAGUACCCGGGGUCCAGGCAGGACGCGAGAACACCACGCGGGCCUGGCCAUGCCUAGCACGUAUGCAGUGUCACGGCAUGGCUCCUCUCCCAGCACAGGGGCCUGCAGUCGCAUCCCAGCUGCAUCCCAGAGCUCAGGCUGCUAUGACAGUGACAGUCUGGAGCUGCCCCGGCCAGAAGAGGGGGCCCCUGAGGACAGUGGCCCCGGGGGCUUGGGCACACGGGUCCAGGCUGCCAACGGCGGCUUGGAACGGGCCCAGCCCCCUCGCAGCUCAGGCCUGCGGCGCCAGGCCAUCCAGAACUGGCAGCGCAGACCUCGCCAACACAGCACGGAGGGGGAGGAAGGUGACGUCUCGGAUGUGGGCUCCCGAACCACCGAGUCAGAGGCUGAGGGCCCCUCGGAUGCCCCCCGCCCUGGGCCUGCUAUGGCUGGGCCGUUGAGCAGCUGCCGGCUCUCUGCCCGCCCUGAGGGAGGCAGUGGGCGGGGUCGGCGAGCUGAGAGGGGCAGCCCCUCACGCUCCAAUGAGGUCAUCAGCCCGGAGAUCCUCAAGAUGCGAGCCGCCCUGUUCUGCAUCUUCACCUACCUGGACACACGCACACUGCUACAUGCCGCCGAGGUCUGCCGGGACUGGCGCUUCGUGGCCCGCCACCCUGCCGUCUGGACACGGGUGCUGCUUGAGAAUGCCCGCGUCUGUUCCAAGUUCUUGGCAAUGCUGGCUCAGUGGUGCACCCAGGCGCACUCGCUGACACUGCAGAACCUGAAGCCCCGGCAGCGGGGCAAGAAGGAGAGCAAAGAGGAGUAUGCCCGGAGUACCCGGGGCUGUCUGGAAGCAGGGCUAGAAUCUCUGCUGAAGGCAGCUGGGGGGAAUCUGCUGAUCCUGCGCAUCUCCCACUGUCCCAACGUCCUCACCGACCGUUCGCUCUGGCUGGCCAGCUGCUACUGCCGCGCCCUGCAGGCUGUCACCUACAGAAGCGCCACGGACCCGGUGGGCCAUGAGGUCAUUUGGGCCCUGGGCGCAGGCUGCAGAGAGAUUGUCUCCCUCCAGGUGGCGCCACUUCACCCCUGCCAGCAGCCCACGCGCUUCAGUAACCGCUGCCUACAGAUGAUCGGUCGCUGUUGGCCCCACCUCCGGGCCCUGGGGGUCGGGGGUGCUGGCUGUGGGGUGCAGGGCCUGGCAUCACUCGCGAGAAACUGCAUGCGACUGCAGGUCCUGGAGCUGGACCACGUGUCGGAGAUCACCCAAGAGGUGGCGGCUGAGGUCUGCCGGGAAGGCCUGAAGGGACUGGAGAUGUUGGUGCUCACGGCCACCCCUGUCACCCCCAAGGCCCUGCUGCAUUUCAACAGCAUCUGCCGGAACCUCAAGUCCAUUGUGGUCCAGAUUGGGAUUGCCGAUUAUUUCAAAGAGCCCAGCAGCCCUGAGGCCCAGAAGCUGUUUGAGGACAUGGUGACAAAACUCCAGGCCCUACGGCGGAGGCCCGGCUUCUCUAAGAUCCUGCACAUCAAGGUGGAAGGCGGCUGCUAACCCGGGUUGGGGGCGGCAGGGCCCCUGCCAGCCCCACACCAGGGCACCCUCUUUGGACCUCCAG